UUGAAAUAUGAUCGAGAUACGUCAAAAUAAAAAUUAAUUUCCGUUCUUUUGUACGUUUUUUAUUGGUUGAUGAUAGUUGAUACUUGAUAGAUUGUAAUUGGUUAUGAAGUAACAAGUACUCGCAACUUGCAAAUCUAUAAUCGGACGUUGGCGGCUUAGUCGUUACGCAUAACGCAAGUCGCAAAUCAAUUUGCAGCUAAUUAGAUAAACAUCACUUAUUUUUAAACCGCUAAGGGAGGUGCCCGAGCGAAAAAUGUUUCCGGCAACGCGCAUUCGGACGUGCCUUCCAGUCAUAAACCCAAUGUUUAAAAGAUUAAAACCGCAUAGGCCGCUGCGACAGACAUUGAACAAUCACAGUCAAACAAAGCAAAUCAACACGACGACUAGUCAAAUACAGAAAUCAAAAUGGACAAAUUUCCGCACGAUAUUUACGAAGUGGGUGCCUCUUGGAAGUGUUAUUUAUGUAGGAUGGUGUUACAUCCGUGCAAGCAUAAACUACGAAGUGUCACAAGUGGAAAUUAAGUUCUAUGAAAUGUUUCCUUUCCGAAUCACAAGUAGGCUGUGGGGCAAAAUAGCUGCAACUGAAAUUCCUGUGGCUCUUCGCAGUUUCGUAUAUGGUACGUAUGUGCGGAUGUUCAAUGUAGACAUAAGUGAAGCUGCCGUUACGGAUUUAACUUAUUACAAGAGUUUGUCGGCGUUUUUUACUCGCUCAUUACGUGAGGGAGCGAGAGUUUUAGCCCCCGCAUCAUGUGUUUCUCCUUGCGAUGGUGUUGUUCUUAAUUGUGGUCCAGCAAAAUCUGAUAGAAUCGAGCAAGUCAAAGGAGUAACUUACAGUUUGGAGGAGUUCUUAGGUGAAAACAAAUGGUCACAGAACAAAGGGAAAAAUUACUAUGACUCAUUACUAAAAGAUAAAAGUAACAUCCUACACCAGUGUAUAAUAUAUCUAGCUCCUGGAGAUUAUCAUAGAUUCCAUUCACCCUGCGACUGGAAAUCAACAUUUAGGAGGCAUUUUUCUGGAAAACUAUUAUCUGUUAACCCAUGGAUGGCUAAUCUGAUACCUGGUUUGUUUACAAUGAAUGAAAGGGCGGUUUAUGUUGGGGAUUGGGAGUAUGGGUUUUUCAGUAUGACAGCGGUUGGAGCUACAAACGUUGGAUCAAUAGAAAUUUACAAAGAUCCAGAGCUGAAAACUAAUACAAAGGGUAAUCGAAAGCGUGUUGAUGAAUAUGAUAUGGGUAAAGUAGCAUUUAAAAAAGGAGAAUUAUUUGGCCAAUUCAAUAUGGGCAGUACCAUUAUAUUGCUAUUUGAAGCCCCUGCUAACUUCCAACUCAAUUUGAAGGCUGGUGAUAAAGUAUUGAUGGGCCAAGCUCUAACCUUAAUGUCUAAAGAGAAAUCAAGAUGACUGCUCUCAAAUAUAUUGUAUUUAGUGCAGUUAGCUAUGAUAUUUUAUCUUUAUACAGCGGUGCUUUAAGCAGCUUUGUAUUGUUUUUAGUUUUAGUAUUAGUAGUAGUAUUAAUUAUAAAUGUUGAUAUUUUUAUAUACUGUGAUGUUGACCAUAGAUGCUAGAUGUGUGGUUAGGAAGUUGUGUGUUUUUCUAGCUUUUAAAGUUCAUUAAUUUAUAAACAAUUUAGGAAAAGUUCUUCAGAGAGGAUAUGAGAAAUGUGUAAAGGUGAUAAAACUAUUGUUAUACAAAUUAUUUCUGUGUAUCCAGAUUUUGUCUGUAAAGGAGUUCUUAAUGUUUGUGAUUAGUCUAAAUCCAUCUGGUUUGUGUUGAGGGCAAUGUUCAAUACAUUAGUGCCAUACAGAUAGCAAGUGACAUUUGUUACACAUAAUAAUAGUCUAAUUUGUGCAAUGUGAGAAUAGUAAAUAGUUUUGACGAGUUAUUAGUGUUUUGUGAUCGGUUAUUGGCCUGAUGAUGUACUAUAAUGAUUUUGAAUUUGUACAAUGCCUAAUAAACUACAGUAAAACCUGCUUACGAUGAUUUCACAGGGACCCAACCAAAAAUGUGUCUUAAGCGAGAUGGUGUAUUAUGCGGGAUAGGGAAAUAAAAUAUACUACAUAGAAUAUAAUACUAAUAAAAUAUAGAACAUAAUCCUUCUUGUAUUGUAUAUGUCGGUGUUAAAUUAUAAAUUAAAUGAAAUACAUAAGAUAAAGAUAGCCUUUAAACAUAGUUUAGCAAUAUAUCUAGCUUGUCCCAGUGGAUUAUAUGUAUGUCAGUACAUAGGCCUCCUCUAGGACCUUCCAGUGCUCUCUCUCCCAGAAGCGCGGGCUUCUCUACUCCAAACUGGUCCAGCAACCUUCUUUAUGUCAUCUUCCCACCUUAGUAUCUGUCUGCCUCUCAUUCUUUUAGCAAUGCAACACUUUUAGCAAUUAAAUUUUUACUGUAAUUUUAAUUAUGUCAUUUAAAGUAAUCACUUAUUUUGUUUGACAGAAAGAUUUUGAUGAAUUAGCAAUAUACAUGAUUUUCAACAUAAUUUAACUUUUGCGUUGUGUCUGCUUUUAGUUAAAGAAGCUGCAAGAGGUCUUAGAUCACUAACAGCUGCUAAUUGACAAGCUAGCUAGCUAACCAAAAGCGGAGUUGACUCGUCUUCAUUUUUAUCAUUCUCACUUGGGACUCCUUUUUGUGUUAUUCAUACUAUUGUAUUCUCAAUAAGUAGUGUGCCAUUUUGUCAUUAAUGGAAGAAUAUCCAGGAAAACCUUGCAGUAACAGGGUUUCUUGUUAUUCUGUGUAUGAAAACAUGUCUAUAGUUGCAGGGAUUGGCGUAUUUUGCGAGAAAUUGUAUUAAGCGGGUUCUACUGUAUCUUUUUGUAACAUAAUAAUAAGAAAAUUCAAUGGACAUGAUAUAAAUUUGUGGACAAUUAAACACAUAUAAAUGAUAUAUGCUUGUGUGUUAUAGUUCUGCACAUAUAUACCUAUGCUAUUAGCAAUUGUUAUUGUAUGGUGUAUGUAAAUCAGUCACAAUUACUUAAAUGCUGCCUGAAUUGAUUAUGAAUAGCGAAUUAUGAACAUUUGAGCUUAUAAUAAUUAUGUUAACAAUUAUUUAACAUUAAUGACAUUUAACAAUGCUGGAAUUUUAAAUAAUAUGUUUUGUCUAUAUAUGAAUUAACUGUUGGCUCGGGAAUAAGUUUGAGUGACAGUUUGAAAGUUCGCAAACUGUCAAACUAUAAAUUAAAAUGGUGGUUGUGGGUCAUUAAUCCAUUAUGCCUGUUGGGUGGCUGUUCUCUCCAACCAGUUUAAAAUGUUAAAAGUUAAAGUAAUCAAAUUGAAAGCAUAAUUGUGAUCACCCAUAAGUAUUCUUAGUAAAAAAUGUAACAAUAGUGUAAUCCAUUCUUCGGUUGACUUUAAGAUUUUGUCCUUAGAUUAAGGAUUGGUCUCCUCUGCGCUCCAACUAGAUGCCGAAGUGCGGCAACUAAUACUACACCCAAGUGGUCGUAGUGGUACUCGAGCCUGUCUCGAAAAAUGUGUGACGUUGACGUGCCACAUGUUAUGUCAAACUUUGCUAAUAAUUAAAUCUAAAAUGUCUGGUUGGGUAUUAAAACUUUGUAUUGUUCUUAGGUCGUGCGGUAUCAAGUUGGAGCGCGGCGGAGACGAAUCCUUAGUCUAAGAUUUUGUCAUGAAUAUAGUAAUGAAGUUUUUGUAUACUGCAACCUACUAGACAUUGAGUCAAGUUUUGUAUGUUGAAUUGACCCUCCAUUUUGUAUUUAUUUCACAUAAUAUAUGGUACUGUUUUGUUGAUAUAUAUGUACACUAAGGAGGGUGUAAAUACUACGUAAAAAGAGGCGGGGCUGCCUAAGUAAUAAUUAAAAUUUAGUUUAGUAUGAAACGUGCAGUCAUUUGACAUAAGUUUAUAAAAAUAGUUAUUACAAGAUGGCGAUUGGCGACGAAGUAUAAUCCGGCUAAGUUUGAAAGCGAACUGUUGCAUAAAAUCUUACAAGAUUAAAUAAAUAAAGAUUGAUUCAUAUAAAAAAAAUAUUAUAGACGUCAUCUGUCAGUCUAUCAAUGACUGCACGCUUCAUACAAUCGAGUGACUCGCUUUUAUCUUAGAGAUUUUUCCUAGGCUGAUAUACACACUAGGCUAUUUUAGUUUUUUUUUAACGACUAGGGCUAUUAACAAUUCAUAUUAGGACAAUGGCUAUGAAGCAAUUAUAAUUAGUUUAAUCACGUGACUGACAACCACAGAGUAUGUCUGUUAAAAUAUGUGAUGUCCUUACAGCAUUGACAUACUAUUAACAAUUAGAUUGACAAUCGCCUAUUAAAACGUAGUCAAAAAUGUCCGAGUGGCGUUGUAUAUAGAUAUACAUUAACAUAUACAGAUAACAUUAAAACAUUCAUUCAAAUUAACACCUUAUUUCGUGGCAGUAAUGUUCAAAGCCUAUUGUAGAAGCUGCAGCUUCAAGUUACAUAAUUUUGUUAAUUUAAAAGAUCACUUACCUGAAAUAGACGCUCCAUCCUUUUUAAGUUUGAAUAUGCUGUUAUUUGGAAAGUUUUUCACUGAACACUCAUUGCGUGGCGUUGUAUUCAAAGCGCGGUCUAAACACAACUGAACGAAAACUUUGCUCAGACAAUUUUUGAGCGCGAUUGUGAGUCUAGUCGUUUAUGGUACGUCAAUGCCUUACAGUUCAAGUAUUUGAUGUGUUUUGACAUGACCAAGGAAAAGUUUUAAAAGGUUACAAGUGGUUUUGAUGCCUGUAUAUUGUAUAGGAUUAAAAAAUAUGAAAUUUUAUGAAAUAUUUUGGUAUAAUAUAGAUGUUGUCAUUGGUGUUGUAAUCAAAUAAAUUAUUGCAAAAAAUGCUUUUUAUAUUAUUGUAAAUUAAUUAGUAAAGAUAAAUCUAUAUGUCUAAAGAUAUAUCUAAGAUACGAAUGCGAAUUAUUUCGCGUGGAUGUUGCGAGGAAUAGAAUUUUAUAUGUGUGCUGUCAUUGAAGUCUGAACAAGGGAGCGGCUCCUUCGCACAGGAAGCCAGCUAGAUUAUGGGUACCACAACGGCGCCUAUUACUGCCGUGAAGCAGCAAUGUACAAACAUUACUGUGUUUCCGUCUGAAGGGCGCUGGAAUUUAUACAGGUCACUAGUCUUUGCUUUCCCAUUGCGUCGGGAUCUUAUGUCAUAUACUCACUGCCCGAGUGCAAUAUAAUUUGUGUUAUAAAACUUUAAUUGCUGAGAUAUGCAAAAGUAGCAAUUGAAUGCUCCCGUGGUGGUAUUUGUGUGUUAUUAUUCCCUAACCCUAAAGUCUAAUAAUUACACAGUUAUUUUACACACAGGAAAAAAAAAUAUUAUCCUACGAAAUUAGUAUAUAAUAAUAUUGACACACUUUUACACAAAUUAUCUUACCCCAAACAAGAUAAGGAUAUAUUGAAUCCAUGACUCGGAAACAAACAUCCAUAUUAAUAUAAUUCAGUGACAUAUUGCAAUAAAUUUAAAUUGUGUGUAUUUUUUAAAGCAGUAGGGAAAAUAAAAGUAUUUUUUUACAAAACACUUUAUAAUAUCACAGAUUUUACAAUUGCAACUAAUAACAUUUUAAUCUGGUAACUAGUAAUUAUUUAACAAUACUAUCGCUGCAGAAUAAUUAGUUAAAUUUUUUUCCGAAAUUUUCCGUUUUAAGGCCCUGAAACAAUAGCCACAAAAGACCUCUAUACUGGUAGCUCGGAUGCUUUUCCAGCGAAGCUGAGCCGGGGCCGUAGAGGGAUAAUUAUAACUCUCAAGCGCGAGACGUUUUCCUAGGCGACUUGAAGCUCACAAAGACUGCUCUCUAGGCUAGCUGGAGAGAAAAUCUCUAACGAUUUAAUGGUUAGCGAUCCUACCUACUAAGCUAGAGGUCCUGGGUUCUAAUCCCGGUAGGUGCAAGCAUUUAUAUGAUGAAUAUCGAUGUUUGUUUCCGAGUCAUGGAUGUUUAAAUGUAUUUAAGUAUGUUUAUAUGUAUUUAUGUAUGGUUAAAUAUAUUGUAUUAAAUAUAU
Leptidea sinapis is the source of this 5948-nucleotide messenger RNA. RefSeq names its product phosphatidylserine decarboxylase proenzyme, mitochondrial (gene Pisd). Gene Ontology annotation, biological process: phosphatidylethanolamine biosynthetic process. Gene Ontology annotation, cellular component: mitochondrion. Bases 254 to 1399 code for a protein of 381 amino acids. Lineage: Eukaryota; Metazoa; Arthropoda; Insecta; Lepidoptera; Pieridae. The transcript has a single exon. Gene Ontology annotation, molecular function: phosphatidylserine decarboxylase activity. The record is from RefSeq and is a predicted model, not a curated record.